UUCCUCUCUCUGUUCCUCUCUACCUUACAUUUACAGUCUCAACGUGUUCGAAGUAAGUGCAUUGUACAGUUCGAUACAGACCAGAAGCCAUUGCUAUCAUCAUCAUAAUCGUUAGUUCAUUCAUCGACUCAUCAUCCACCGUACAUUUUUCACCACCAUCAAAUUCCUAAGCUCAUCAUAUUGUUUGGCUUUUGUUGUUGAUGGCUGAAACCCUAAGUUCUGGUUCUAAAAUGGAGCACGAGAGUAGUGUGAGAGCCGAAAUCGAUACAUCGGCUCCGUUUGAGUCCGUUAAAGAGGCUGUGAGUCGAUUCGGUGGAGUCGGUUACUGGAAACCCUCUCAUUAUAAACUUUCUGAAACUGAGCAUGAGAUGGAGGAGAUUGAUAUUGCAAAGGUGGAAGUGCAAGCAUCACAGUUGGAGAAGGACUUGAUUUUGAAAGAAAGUGAAACACUUGAAGUUUUAAAAGAGCUGGAAUCUACCAAAAUGAUUGUGGAAGAAUUGAAAUUGAAGCUGCAGAAGGAAGCGUCCGAGGUGAGUAUGACACUUGCUUCAAAGACUGAUGAUAAGAACAAGACUCCUGUGGUGAAUGAAGAAGAAAAGGAAAACCAUGAAAAUCUUGAAUCUGUUCAUAAUAUGGUGGGUGGUUUCAACACUUGCCCCUCGUCAGCUCCAGGUCUAAUCUUAAUGGAGCUGAAACAGGCUAAGUUGAACCUUUCCAGGACUACCAGUGAUCUCGCUGACAUCCGAGCUUCUGUUGAGGCUCUUAACAAGAAAUUAGAGAAGGAACGAAUUUCUCUAGAGAAAACCCGUGAAAGAUUGAGCCUGAAUUCUUCAAAGGUAUCCUCUCUUGAGGAAGAGCUAAACCAAACAAGACUGAAGCUGCAGCAAGUGAAAGAUGCUAGUGGCUCUGAUAAUCCUGUAGAUAUUUCAAUGGAGCUCCAAAGGUUGAGUUCUGAGGUAGAACAAUUCAAAAAAGUGGGAGAAGUGGCAAGAUCAGAAGUUUUGCGAGCAAUAUCCGAGAUUGAGCAGACAAAAACUAGGAUAAAAACAGCUGAAAUCAGGUUGGUUGCAGCUAGAAAACUGAAGGAAGCAGCUAGAGCAGCAGAAGCUGUUGCUCUUGCAGAGAUCAAGGCUCUAUCAAACAGUGAGAGCUCAUUUGGAGUUCUCUCACCAAAAUGCGAAGGAGUAACACUCUCAUACGAAGAAUACUCUUCCCUAACCUGCAAGGCUCAAGAUGCUGAAGAAUUAUCUAAGAAGAGACUGGUAGAUGCUAUGCUUCAAGUUGAUGAUGCAAACACUUCUAAAAUGGAAAUUCUAAAGAGGGUUGAGGAAGCUACAGAAGAAGUCAAAACCAGUAAGAAGGCCUUGGAAGAAGCCCUUAACAGAGUAGAGGCAGCAAACCAGGGAAAGCUGGCAGUGGAAGAGGCUCUUCGGAAAUGGAGAUCAGAGCAUGGGCAGAAAAGACGUUCUGUACACAAUUCGACCAAGUUUAAGAAUUCUUACCUGUCUCAACAUCGGAAAGAUCCUCGUAUGCUUGAUGUAAAUGGACUGAAUUUGGUUGGUGAUAUAUCAAGCCCUGUUUUGAAGCCAACCUUAUCAAUAGGUCAAAUAUUGAGCAGGAAACUACUUGUCUCAGAGGAGUUAGAGAUGGCUGAAAGAGAUGCAGUAAAGAGAAAAGUAUCGUUAGGCCAAAUUCUCAGUAAACAAAAUGGUGAUGUGUCCUCAUCUCAGAAGGCUGAGAAGGAAAAUAGUCGCAAGCAGUACUCUGGAAAGAGGAAGAAGUUCGGAUUCGCACGCUUCUCACUGCUUUUGGCAAAGCAGAGUAAGAAAAAGAAGCCUACUUUAAACUUGAGAUAAUGCAGUGGAUGAACUUCCCAGCUUAAAAUAAGGUUCUAACGUUUGUAAUAUAUUUGACUGUGUCUUGGUUUUGUUUCGUCGGAGCUAUCAUUUACAUUAUGUCCUUGUUUAUUAUUAGGUUUAUUAUCCAUAUUUCUGUAUUAAUUUCUUUGUUUUAAGGAUUUUUUAUGAUAUUUAAUUACUUGGGAUUGUUAUCUAAAUAUUCUCUACUUUAGAUUGUGUGAAA
Mangifera indica (mango) is the source of this 2082-nucleotide messenger RNA. Its product is annotated as WEB family protein At2g38370-like. The transcript has 2 exons. The record is from RefSeq and is a predicted model, not a curated record. Bases 201 to 1856 code for a protein of 551 amino acids. NCBI's taxonomy places the organism in Eukaryota, Viridiplantae, Streptophyta, Magnoliopsida, Sapindales, Anacardiaceae.